GAAUGGUUUGGGUUGAUCCUUCAGUACUAUAAACUUGAAGCAAUGUGAUCACCAUUUUGAACUAUAGCAAGGAAGUAGAUCAUCCAUCCAUGGAGGGCUGCAGUUACUACUUGGCAAUGGUACUUUCUCAGCUAUCCUAUGGUGUAUCAAGCAUCCUCACAAAAAUUUCUCUAUCGGAAGGCCUCGAUCCAAUUGUCUUUGUGGUUUAUAGGCAUGUUAUAGCCAUGCUUUUGUUAGCACCAUUUGCUUAUGUUAUUGAGAGGAAGCAGAGACCUGCACUGUCAAUUUCAAUAGCUGCAAAAGUAUUUUUGCUUGCAUUAUUUGGCACUACCAUCCAUCUCAAUGUGUACUAUGCCGGUUUAGCAUACAUCUCCCCCACAGUUGCUUGCGCCUUGGGUAAUGUAGUCCCAAGUUUGACGUUUGUAAUGGCGGUUCUGCUUCGGAUGGAGAAGUUGAAGAUUAAAAAUCGGCGAGGUCAAGCAAAGGUGGUUGGUACACUCCUCUGCAUUGGUGGUUCUCUUAUUUUCACAUUCUGGAAAGGAGGGUACCUAUUCAAGGGUUUUGUUGAGAAGCCACUUAUCAAGGGAUAUAACACUGAGUUGAGGCAUGGUAAGGAAAAUUGGAUCAAGGGUUCGGCUCUUAUUCUCACUAGUCACAUAGCAUGGAGUUCAUGGCUUAUUCUCCAGGCUAUGGUCUCCAAAGUCUACCCUGCUCCAUUGUCACUAACCGCACUAAUGUGCUUUUUUGCAUCAUUGCAAUCUUCCAUUGUUGCCCUGUUUUUUGCAAAAAAUAAAGCUUCAUGGAGACUUGAGUGGGAUCUGAAGCUUUUUACCAUCGUCUACAGUGGAGUUUUGAUCUCAUCACUAGUCUAUUACCUGCAAACAUGGUGCAUCAGACAUAAGGGACCAGUUUUUGCAGCUAUGUUUAGUCCCCUACAAGUUAUUAUAGUCGCAAUCUUCUCAGCAACUGCUUUCGCAGAGCGACUCCACUUAGGCAGCUUGAUCGGAGCAUUUCUCAUCAUCGUUGGCCUUUACUGCGUGCUAUGGGGAAAGAAGAAAGAUGGUGUUAUUGCUGAACUCCCACAGAAUGGAAAAGGAGUACUUAAUGGUGGUAAUUCCAUGAAUGAUCGAUACAGUGAUGAAGCCUGAAACUAGAGAAAGGACACAGUCAUAACUCAUAAGAACAGUUGAUGUAAAAGAAAAUUUUGUUUUAGCAUGAUUCACAAAAUCCUUUAUGAAAUUCGUGUUUAUUCACAUAAUCUCAUACACAUUAUGCUGUCGAUCACAGUAAACACUCCAUAUGAACUUAUAAGCUGAAUGACACAUGUCAAGAACAUAAAUUCUG
Messenger RNA from Rosa rugosa (rugosa rose), 1344 nucleotides. RefSeq names its product WAT1-related protein At5g07050-like. Lineage: Eukaryota; Viridiplantae; Streptophyta; Magnoliopsida; Rosales; Rosaceae. Gene Ontology annotation, molecular function: transmembrane transporter activity. Gene Ontology annotation, cellular component: plasma membrane. Bases 90 to 1148 code for a protein of 352 amino acids. The transcript has 6 exons. The record is from RefSeq and is a predicted model, not a curated record.